Messenger RNA from Lepidothrix coronata (blue-crowned manakin), 2667 nucleotides. It is a transcript of the gene HECTD3, whose product is annotated as HECT domain E3 ubiquitin protein ligase 3. The coding region runs from base 16 to 2559 and encodes 847 amino acids. The transcript is spliced from 21 exons. Gene Ontology annotation, molecular function: ubiquitin-protein transferase activity. NCBI's taxonomy places the organism in Eukaryota, Metazoa, Chordata, Aves, Passeriformes, Pipridae. The record is from RefSeq and is a predicted model, not a curated record.
GGUGCCCGGUGCGCGAUGCGGGCGGGCGGGGAGGCGCCGCACCAGGUGCUGGGCCGGCUGCGGUUCCUGCUGCAGUGCAGCGAGUGCUUCCGCCGCGCCCGGGCGCUGCCCGCCGCGCUCUGCUACGUGCCCAAGGAGGUGCAGUACAAGAUCUGCAAAGACCCCGCGGCCGCCGCCGCCGCCGCCGCCCGCAGCCUCCUGAGCGUGUGGGACAGCCCGGGGCCGGCGCGGGGCGGGAAGCGGGCGGCGCGGGCCACCAUCGAGGUGCGGAAGGGCGGCUGCCUCCGCGCCACCGGCGAGGAGUACUGCAACGGCGCCGGGCUCUGGGUCAAGCUCAGCAAGGAGCAGCUGGAGGAGUACCGGAGCGGCUGCGAUCUAGAGGAGGGCUGGGUGCUAGUGUGCAAACACGCCGACGGCGGGGACCGGCUGGUGCCCGUGGAGUCCACGGAGCGGAUCCAGCGGCAGCAGCAGCUCUUCGGGGUUGACUACAAACCCGUCAUCAGAUGGGAGCAGGUGGUGGAUCUGACAUACUCCCUGCGCCUCGGAGCAAAGCCCAGGCCCAUGGAGCAGGAUGAGGCUGCAGUAGAGAAGCUUCGGUUUGUGCCCCCAACGUGGACUUAUGAAUGUGAUGAAGACCUAGUGCAUUUCCUGUAUGACCACAUUGGGAAGGAAGAUGAGAACUUGGGCAGCGUUAAGCAGUACGUGGACAGCAUCGAUGUCUCGUCCUACACGGAGGACUUCAAUGUGUCGUGCCUGACCGACAGCCGUGCUGACACGUACUGGGAGAGUGAUGGGUCCCAGGGCCAGCACUGGGUGCGGCUCAACAUGAAGAAAGGCACCAUUGUCAAGAAGCUGCUGCUGACAGUGGAUUCCAACGAUGAGAACUUCACACCCCAGCGGGUUGCUGUGUAUGGGGGCGAGGGGGACAAUCUGAAGAAACUGAACGACGUCUGCAUUGAGGACAGCUACAUUGGGGAUGUGUGCAUCCUUGAGGACAUGACAACACACCUGCCUGUCAUCGAGAUCCGGAUUGUGGAGUGCCGAGAUGAUGGGAUUGACGUUCGUAUCCGAGGCAUCAAAAUCAAAUCCUCCCGACAGAGGGACUUGGGGCUCAGUGCUGACAUGUUCCAGCUGCCCAAUUUGGUGCGCUACCCUCGCCUAGAAGGGACUGACCCUGACCUGCUGUACCGCCGGGCCGUGCUUAUUCAAAGGUUCAUCAAGCUCCUGGACAGUGUCCUACAUCACUUGGUGCCAGCCUGGGACCACACUGUUGGCACGUUCAGCAAACUCAAGCACAUCAAGCAGUUCCUGCUGCUGUCCAAGAAGCGCACGGCCCUCAUUACCCAGUGCCUGAAGGACUCGGAGACCAGCAAGCCCAAUUUCAUGCCGCGGCUCUACAUUAACCGACGCCUGGCUAUGGAGCACCGAGACAACCCUGCCCUGGACCCCAGCUGCAAGAACGCUGUCUUCACCCAGGUAUAUGAAGGCCUGAAACCCUCAGACAAGUUUGAAAAGCCUCUAGAUUAUAGGUGGCCGUUGCGUUACGACCAGUGGUGGGAGUGCAAGUUCAUCGCAGAGGGCAUCAUCGACCAAGGUGGCGGUUUUCGGGACAGCCUGGCGGACAUGUCGGAGGAGCUGUGCCCCAGCUCAGCAGAGACCCCCGUGCCUUUGCCCUUCUUUGUGCGCACAUCCAACCAGGGUAACGGCACUGGAGAAGCCAGGGACAUGUAUGUCCCCAACCCAUCCUGUAAAGACUUCCCAAAGUAUGAGUGGAUUGGGCAGAUCAUGGGAGCAGCUCUGAGGGGCAAGGAGUUUCUGGUCCUGGCUCUUCCUGGCUUCGUAUGGAAACAGUUAACAGGGGAGGAGGUCAGCUGGAGCAAAGACUUCCCUGCUGUGGACUCUAUGUUGGUGAAGCUCCUGGAGAUGAUGGAAGUCAUGGACAAAGACACCUUUGAGUUCAAAUUUGGGAGCGAGCUGACCUACACAACAGUGCUGAGCGACCAGCAGGUGGUGGAGCUGAUCCCCAACGGCAGCAACACCGUGGUGCGCUACGAGGACCGCAAGGAAUUCAUCCGCCUGGUGCAGAAGGCUCGGCUGGAGGAGAGCAAGGAGCAGAUCAUGGCCAUGCAGGCUGGGCUGCUGAAAGUGGUGCCCCAAGCUGUUCUUGACCUCCUUACAUGGCAGGAACUGGAAAAAAAGGUCUGUGGAGACCCUGAAGUCACAGUUGAUGCCCUGAAGAAGCUCACCCGGUUUGAGGACUUCGAGCCACAGGACACCCGUGUUCAGUACUUCUGGGAAGCACUCAACAGCUUCACCAACGAGGAUCGCAGCCGCUUCCUUAGAUUUGUCACUGGCAGAAGCCGCCUUCCAGCACGGAUCUACAUCUAUCCAGACAAGAUGGGCUCUGAGACGACAGAUGCUUUGCCGGAGUCAUCCACCUGCUCCAGCACUCUCUUCUUGCCCAACUAUCCCACAGCCAAGGUGUGUGAAGAGAAGUUGCGCUAUGCUGCCUAUAACUGUGUGGCCAUUGACACAGACGUGAGUCCGUGGGAAGAGUGAUGUUGCAGCCUGACCAAGCAGCAUGGACAGUCAUUCAAGAAAACCGUGCAGUGGGAAGAGCUCCCUUGUUUUUCCGGGAUGUGUAUAUAUAAUAAACAUAUAGGUGAA